Messenger RNA from Apis laboriosa (Himalayan honeybee), 3201 nucleotides. RefSeq names its product lysosomal acid glucosylceramidase-like. The transcript has 8 exons. Lineage: Eukaryota; Metazoa; Arthropoda; Insecta; Hymenoptera; Apidae. Gene Ontology annotation, biological process: glucosylceramide catabolic process. Gene Ontology annotation, molecular function: glucosylceramidase activity. The record is from RefSeq and is a predicted model, not a curated record. Bases 1502 to 3040 code for a protein of 512 amino acids.
UUACAUAACCAUAAUUAUUUAAAUUAUUCACUUAACCACAAUUGAAAACAAAAAUGAAUUCCAACGAUUUGUUAAAAGAGCGUAUCAUUUAAUUAGAAACAGUGUCGCAGCUGGUAACGCGACACGAAACACGAAUCGCAGCCGCUGGAAACCGUCCACGCGUAUUUAUACAUUUAAUAGAAGCCUGACCAGUGAACUCCACCUUAAUUCAAACUAAUUUACAUUUCACAUGUUCACCGAAGCGAAGCACGCUUAGCGCUCCCAUUUAUCUUGGUUGAAUUUAAUUUCACCCUGGCAAAAUAAAGUACCGACUUAUUCUUAUAAAUGUUAUCGACUUAUACAGUCUUGUCUUGUUUUUAUAAUUUGUUAGAUAUUAAGAUAUUUAUUUAUUUGUAUCUUGUCUAUUCUUCUCCUUAUUUAUUAAUCUCUAAAUAUAAUUAUUUAUAUUUAUGUUUUUUGAUUGAUAUAAAAUUAUAACGUAUCAAUGUAAAUGUAGGCACAUCUUUGAAAGAUCGAUUUUCAUACUGAAACAAGAUAAUUAAAUUAUUGAUUCCUGAUUAGUGAUUAUUGAGUAAAAACGAUGAGUUAAGCAAAAAAGCAAAGUUGCGUCUAAAAAUAGUUCUGCUGGAUUAAGUAAAGAUAUAUCAUGUGAUCAGAUUUUUAUUAAAAUCAAAUGUUACAUCAUUAGAAUAAACAAAAUCACAUCAUAAACAAAAAAACACAUCAUAAACAAAAAAAAUGUAAAUUAUGUAAAUUAAUAUCGACUACUAAUUGAUCGACCCACUAAUUGACUUUAACUAAUAAUUAACUAAUAAUUGCGAUAAAGCGCCGAAUAAUGCGUCAUAUAAGACUCCUAAGCAAAAUUGUUAGACGAGCACGCUAUUCCCUCUAUCAUUAAGUGACUCUGAUAGAUUAUUUUACCCCCACUGCUAACUUAAAUAGAAAUACAUUAGUGACCAGAUUUCUUUUUAUAGCUAACGUUGCGUCAUGUCAUUAAAACACAUAUUGAAUAAACAAAAAAUUAAAUUAUUAUUGACUACUGACUCAUCAUUAAUUAACUAAUUGAUAUUAAUCAUUAUAAAACACGGAAUGACGCGCCAGGUAAAAAAGUUCCAAACAAAAUUGCCAAACCAGCACGGUACUCCCUCUAUCGUUAAAAGUGACUCUAAAAAUAUAUCACGUGACGAGACUUCCAUCAAAACCAUGUAUCAUAUCAUAUAAUGAACACAUAAUGAAACAAACAAAAAUUAAGUUGUUGUUCUGUUCGUUUCAUUGAUCAUUAUAUAAUGCAUCGAAUAGUGUGUUAAACAAAAAAGUUCCAAAGAAAGUUAUCACACCAGACAUUAUUAUCCCCUCUACCAUUAAAAAUGACUAUUAUUAUUUUGUUUUAACUGCUGAGUAAGCAGAAGUAUAUCAGACUUCCAUCAAAGCCAAACGUCGCACAUCGUAUCACAUAUAUUGGAACACAUAUUAGCAAACAAAAAUUAAAAAUCGGAAAAUUAUGUGGGAGGCAGCGUUGUUGAUCGUAAUCCUGUCCGCUGCAACGGAUAAAAGUGUUGCAAACGACUGCGUGCCACGAAGUUUUGGGACAAAUAAUAUCGUAUGCGUUUGCAACUCAACUUACUGCGACAGCACGCCGGAACCAGAGCCGAAGAGUCCAGAGAAAGGUACUUUUCACUGGUACGUAUCGAGCAGAGAUGGCCUCAGGCUGAGCUUGUCAAAAGGAAAGAUCGGCCAUUGUCAAAACGAUGAUGAAUCUGUAACUCUGAACAUCAAUACCUCGAAGAGGUAUCAAACGAUCCUCGGUUUUGGUGGUGCUUUUACCGACUCGACGGGAAUAAAUAUCAGAAAUCUGAGCGAGGCUACUCAGGAUCAAUUAAUCAGGGCGUAUUUCGAUCCGAAAAGUGGAAGUAAAUAUACAUUAGGCCGUAUACCAAUAGGAGGAAGUGACUUCUCUACGAGAGCCUAUACAUUGGACGAUCACGAUGGUGAUGCGACGUUGCAACAUUUCGCGCUUGCUCCUGAAGAUAUCGAAUAUAAGAUACCGUACGCGAGGAAAGCUGUCGAAUUGAAUCCCGAUUUAAGAUUCUUUAGCGCUGCAUGGUCGGCCCCGAGAUGGAUGAAAACUAAUCACAGAAUCAAUGGAUUUGGUUUCUUGAAGCCUGAAUAUUAUCAGACUUUUGCCAAUUACAUAGUAAAAUUCUUAGAUGAAUAUAAAAAGAAUGGAAUAGAUAUAUGGGGUGUUUCAACUGGAAACGAGCCAUUCGAUGUCUAUGUUCCUUUUGAGCGUCUUAACAGUAUGGGAUGGACACCAGAGCUGGUUGGCGAUUGGAUAGCUAACAACUUAGGCCCAACUUUGGCAAAUUCCGAUCAUAAUGGCACACGAAUUUUCGUUUUGGACGAUCAAAGAAUAGGAUUACCUUGGUUCGUCGACAAGAUCUUUAAAAAUGAAAUUGCGAAAAAUUAUGUUUACGGCAUAGCUGUACAUUGGUACACAGAUAUAUUGAUUCCACCGACAGUAUUAGAUGAAACGCACAGUAAUUUUCCUGAUAAAAAAAUUUUGCUAACCGAAGCAUGUGAAGGAUCUUUUCCAUUGGAAAAAAAGGUUGUGUUGGGAUCAUGGGAAAGAGGAAAAAGAUAUAUAUUAAGUAUAACGCAGUAUAUGAAUCAUUGGGGAGUUGGAUGGGUAGAUUGGAAUUUAGCUUUGAACAAAAAUGGUGGACCAAACUACAUCAAUAAUAACGUCGAUUCGCCCAUUAUUGUAAAUCCGGAAAAUGAUGAAUUUUAUAAACAGCCAAUGUAUUACGCUCUUAAGCACUACAGCAGAUUCGUCGACAGAGGGUCGGUCAGGGUUUUCAUCACCAAUACGAUUGAAAUUAACGCCGCAGCCUUUGUAACACCCUCGAACGAAAUUGUGGUUGUUGCGUAUAACGACAAUAAUGAAAAAACAAAUGUGGUUCUAAACGAUGUGGCAACUAAAGAUUAUAUUUGUUUGGAAUUACCUCCACAUUCUAUGAAUACUGUAAUUUACAACAGAUAAAAUGCUCGUUUGAAAUGAAACAACCAAUGAAAUAUAUUAUAAAUUCUAUUAUGUUAAAAAUAUAAAACAAAAUUAUAUCGUAUUAUAAAUAAUAAAUGAGAAGAUGUAUUAUUACGUUUAUUAAGAUAAAAUAAAUUAGCUGAAAUAAAACUUUGUUCUAA